CCCAGGACCCUGCAUUCACUAUAUCUGGUCUCCCCGGAACCUGCAUUCACUAUAUCCGGUCUCCCCGGACCCUGCAUUCACUAUAUCUGGUCUCCCAGGACCCUGCAUUCACUAUAUCCGGUCUCCCAGGACCCUGCAUUCACUAAAUCUGGUCUCCCUGGACCCUGCAUUUACUAUAUCUGGUCUCCCACAGUACGCAGAACAUGGAAAUACACCCCCCCAAAAAACAACUCCCUAACAAUAAACACCAAACUGAGCAUGUGCAAAGUGUCUCCACACCAUAUGUCUUAUCAGGAGAUAAGA
Staurois parvus is the source of this 303-nucleotide messenger RNA. NCBI's taxonomy places the organism in Eukaryota, Metazoa, Chordata, Amphibia, Anura, Ranidae. The record is from the annotation of a GenBank genome assembly.